AUGCACACUGCUUUCCAUCAUUGGAGAAAGGUUUCAAGAUGCCGUCCUCAAAGAUUAUGUAUUGAAUCUGGAAUUGUCGCUGAAGGCUCUGUUUCUGCCCUGCGAGAAGGUCGAAGCUGUAACAAAGCUAUUCGAGUCCAUAAACUUGCAUAUGAGGCAUUGGUGAGAGUAGCCUGGAGGGGAUUUCAACCUUGGGUAGAUGAGCGUUAUCCUAUAGACAUGGAUCACAUUAGGAGAGCUCUGGACGAAGUUGCCAACCUAGGAAAUGAUUUAACCAAGGACAACCACGAUCGUGUUAUAGAGAGCCAGCCGUUCAAGUGUCUAAAUGAGCGCUUUGAAGAAUAUGUAGACCAUCUCCGAAAAACAAAUGGUCCUCUCUCAGCAUUCUGGAUGUCAUAUAUUGACAUGGUUGAGCUA
This is a messenger RNA of Porites lobata, 417 nucleotides long. The record is from the annotation of a GenBank genome assembly. NCBI's taxonomy places the organism in Eukaryota, Metazoa, Cnidaria, Anthozoa, Scleractinia, Poritidae.